Brassica oleracea var. oleracea is the source of this 1593-nucleotide messenger RNA. Its product is annotated as glucan endo-1,3-beta-glucosidase 11. Gene Ontology annotation, biological process: carbohydrate metabolic process. The record is from RefSeq and is a predicted model, not a curated record. Bases 288 to 1436 code for a protein of 382 amino acids. The transcript is spliced from 3 exons. Gene Ontology annotation, cellular component: plasma membrane. NCBI's taxonomy places the organism in Eukaryota, Viridiplantae, Streptophyta, Magnoliopsida, Brassicales, Brassicaceae. Gene Ontology annotation, molecular function: hydrolase activity, hydrolyzing O-glycosyl compounds.
UUGUUCUUUCUUUUGUUUCACAUUGCAACUUAUUCAUAUACUCGACAGCGACGAAGAGGAAUCCCCAAAAGAAACCGAAAAAAAAUAUCUCUCUCUUUUGCAAUCAAUCAUUCAAGUCAAGCAGAAGAAGAAGCAUCUCACACUUUGGGUUUCUCUUGCAGACUUUUAAGGGUUUUGUUUGAUCCGAAGAAUCUAAUGUUGCUGUGGAACCAGAUUCUCGCUUUCGCUUCGGUUUGCUCUUUGUGACCUGAAUCGUCUAUUAUCUCUUUUUCUGAAAAAAAUAUCAGAUGAGAAGUUCUGGGUUGCUUCUUCUCAACUUCCUCUUCUUCAGUCCGAUUUUGACAGGGCUUGAAGCAAAAGGAGCAUUCGUGGGAACUUACGGGAUAAACUAUGGAAGGAUUGCUGAUAACAUCCCCUCGCCGGAUAAAGUAGUCUUACUUCUAAAGCAAGCUAAAAUCCGGAACGUGCGUAUAUACGACGCCGACCACACUGUCCUCCAAGCUUUCAGCGGCACUGGUUUAGACCUUGUGGUCGGUCUCCCAAAUGGCUUCUUGAAAGAGAUGAGCUCGAACGCUGAUCACGCCCUCACUUGGGUCAAAGACAAUGUUCAGUCUUUCUUGCCAAACACCCGGAUCCGUGGCAUCGCCGUAGGAAACGAAGUUCUCGGAGGCGGCGACUCCGAGCUCUCCGGAGCCUUGCUAGGCGCGGCCAAGAACGUCUACAACGCGCUGAAGAAGAUGAAUCUGGAGGAGACGGUGCAGAUCACCACGGCUCAUUCGCAGGCCGUGUUUGCUGACUCGUACCCGCCGUCUUCCUGUGUCUUCAAGGAGAACGUUGUUCAGUUCAUGAAGCCUCUCCUGGAGUUCUUUGAUCAGAUUGGCUCUCCUUUCUGUUUGAACGCUUACCCCUUUUUGGCAUACACUUAUAACCCCACUCAGAUCGAUAUCAACUACGCUCUUUUCAAGCCGACUGAAGGGAUCUACGACCCCAAAACCAAUCUGCGGUAUGAUAACAUGCUUGACGCACAGAUUGACGCCGCCUACAUGGCCCUGGAAGAUGCUGGCUUCAAGGAGAUGGAGGUCAUGAUUACUGAAACGGGGUGGGCUUCUAAAGGCGAUUCGGAUGAACCAGCUGCCACUCCUGAGAACGCCAGGACUUAUAACUAUAACCUCAGGAAGAGGCUUGCAAAGAAGAAAGGGACUCCUCUUAGGCCCAAAAAGGUGCUCAAAGCAUACAUCUUCGCCUUGUUCAAUGAAAAUUCUAAACCGGGGAAAAGUUCAGAGACCCACUUUGGACUUUAUAAGCCUGACGGAACCAUAUCUUAUGAUAUCGGAUUCAACAGCCUAAAGUCAGAUGCGCCCUUUUCAUCGUCAAUGCUAGCUUCUUGCUAUGUGGCAUUAGUCAUCUCUAUCUCGGUUUUCCUCGUGAUGAUAUAACUGCUGAAAUUGUGUAUGAGAUUCGACGAUUGGAUCCUCGGGUUUUUUUCAUAUUACUACUAGGAGUGAGAGGCUCACGAAAUGCUAGGAGCACAGAAGCUCUCAUAUAUAAUAUUAUUAUAUCAAAUCAAAUCUUAUGUAUACAUAAAUUUGGCUC